UCACAUCAAUCUGAUUGAAAAAAUGACAUUUCUGUCUGUUUUGAUCUCUUCAGAGAUGGUGAGGAAGAAGAAUCCCCCUAUCCGGAGUGUAGGAGGUGAGGAAGAGGAAGAGGAGGAGGGGAGGCGGCCAGGAGCAGAAGAAGAAGAUGAGGUAGAAGAAGAGGGGAGAGUAGCGGUGGAGGCCGAAAGAAUCAACCGUCCGUCCGAACCGGAGUCCUCUGAGCGGAUCAGAGGAGACGAGGAGCAGGAGGAAGAGGAAGCAGAAAGCGAAUGCAUUUCCUCAUCUGUAUCUCCCUCAUCCGUCGGUGCGAGAGAUGACCGCUGCAGCAACGAGGAGCGAGGGGGGAGGAGAGGAGCAGGGGGACCUGCCAAACCAGGAGCAGUACUAUUGACGGACAGACCUGAUAGCCAGUCGGAGGCUGAGGAUGGUGAGAGGGCGGUAGAGGAAGGAGAGCGAGGUGAAAGAGAGAGGGGGGACGCCGAUCAUCUAACGGCUCCUCUCCUUUCAACUCCACACCUCCUUCCCAGAAAGGAAGGAGGGGAGGAGUCAACAACUGACACCCCUCCGCUGUCAUCCAGCCCCUCCCCUAAACUCCAGGACUUUAAGUGCAACGUGUGUGGUUACGGCUACUAUGGCAACGACCCCACCGACCUGGUGAAGCACUUUAGGAAGUAUCACCUGGGUCUGCACAAUCGCACACGACAGGAUGCUGCACUCGACACACACAUCUUGGCGCUCCACAACAUGGCACCCCAGCACACUCAUUUAGAUAUACAGGCGGGACAAGGACAGAGGACCCAAGUUAAAGAUUUGGGAAAGACAAGACCAGAUAUACACAGUCAACAGCACAGGACAGUAAUGAUGAAUGGCACAUAUGAUGUACAGGUGACAUUGGGCAGCACUCUAAUUGGGAUUGGCCGAAAAACCUCAGAUUGCCAGGGGAACACUAAGUACUUUCGGUGCAAAUUCUGCAACUUCACCUACAUGGGCAGCAAUUCCUUAGAACUUGAACAACACUUCCUGUCAUCACAUCCAAAUAAAGUCAAAACUCCACCGACCACCCCCCUGCUGCCAAGCAAUAAUGUAGCAACACAUGAAAACCAGACAAAGGGGAGAAGUGAAAUGCUUGACAUCGUGGAGCGAGUGGUAGUGAGAGCGGAAGACGACUCCCUAGUCGGGUACUCCAUCCCAGUUCAGGCAUCUUCAGACUCUGCAAGUUGGGCAGGGGAAGCAGGUCGCGGCUCAGUGCAGGCAUAUUAUUGGUGUAAAUUCUGCAGCUGGAGUUGCGAGUGGGCAGGGGGUUCUUCAAAGCUCAUAGAGCACUACGAGGAAAGGCAUAGAAUGAGCACUGGAGGUACAAUGAGCCCCAAUAACUCCAAUCCCCCGCGGCCGGACCGAGAGAGAGCAGUGAGAAGAGAUGAACACGCUGCAUCCAAGAAAAAAGAUCUACAAUCAAACUCAUCGAGCACCAGCAAAGGAGACCUAAACAGCAGUGAAUCAGAGGCAGUCGUGACCAGUUACAACUGUCAGCUCUGUGAUUUCCGAUACUCAAUGGCCCACAGUGCAGAUGUGAUUGUCGUAGCACCGUUGCUUCUGCACUACCAGCACAACCACUCCAUCCAGCGGUGCUGCAUUCAGCACUGCAUGUAUUGUCCACAGGGACUCUGCCAGCCACACAAACACCUGGGAGAGGUGUCCCACCCGUUUGCUUGUCGGAAACCCACCUGCGCCAAGUGCUGCUCCAGAUUUCCUCAGUCCAUCAAACAACAAGAUGCCAUAGCUUCGAAACCUGCUACUGCCACUUCACCCAGCAUGACCCCUCCUACUCCCAGAAGUGACCCCGGCAGGAUUUCUGCUUCAACCUUUCAUUCUCCUAGCUCCUCGCACCCUGUUGUCUCUCAAGGAGUCACCCACUUGUGUGAUCAGUGUGCGUUUGCCACCGCUGACAUCGAUAUGUUGCUCCAACACUAUGAAAGCUGCCAUACCCUCAUCAACCUCAAGGGGGCGCCCCCGCACGUCAAGGCUGAGGAGGACACCGGGGGAGAGAAGGAAGGAGGGGGGGCACGAGGAGGGGAGAGAGAGUUCCCUUGUUCAAAGUGUCACUUCAUCACAGAAGUGGAAGAGGAGAUUUUUAGACACUACAGGCGGGUUCACGCAUGCUGCCGUUGUCGCCGCUGCGACUUCACAGCACCUGAUUCUUCAGCCCUGCUUGACCAUUUUAACUCUGCCCACUGUCACGAGUCCUCGCUGUCAUUAAGCUCGCUAACGACAACCUCGCUGCCCACCUUGAUGACCACCUCACUCAGGCCGUCGCUAAAACUCUCAGCCAAUGGCUGCUCUGCCCCAUCAACCAUAGCCAUUAAAGAAGAGAGCAAAGGCGAUCUUCGCCUCCUCUACUCCCUUGCACCACCAGAGGGCCGGUUGGCAGAAGGAGGCAGGGAAGAAGCAGGAGGAGGUUUAGUAAAAACCGAGGGAGGAGAGGAGAAAGAAAGAGGAGAGCGCGAGAAAUGUUGGCUUCUCGGGGAGACGCGAGGACUAGGGGAAAGAGGCGGUGAACAGGCCCACGGCUUACUCUGGGUGCCCAAGGAGCGAAUGGGAGCUGAAAGAGGAGCAGGAGGUGGGAGUCCAUCUCUUUUCCCCUCCCCCCUCUCACUGUCAUUUGUUUCAGCCAAUCAUGAGACCUCACAACAGAAAAGAGGCGUGCCUUCACCUAGCAUGGUUUACCUGGGAGACACCAAGUCGUUUUUGGGAGAUGCCAAGUUGUACGGAGGAGGGCGUUCAGGAGGAGCGGCAGCAGGUGGAGGUGCAGGGGAGAAACAGAGCCAGAUGCACCCUCAGCAGUACACAGGAGGAGGAGGAGGAGGUGGAGCAGGGAGUGGAGGAGGAGCAUGUCAGGAGACAAAAGUAGGAGCUGCUAAAGAAGAGUCCCAGUCCUUGUUACGGCGACGCAGGGGAAGCGGGGUCUUCUGUGCCAACUGUCUGACCACCAAGACGUCACUAUGGAGGAAGAACGCCAACGGCGGCUAUGUCUGCAACGCGUGCGGUUUAUACCAAAAACUACAUUCGACACCCAGACCUCUGAACAUCAUCAAGCAGAACAACGGCGAGCAAAUCAUCCGGCGCAGAACCAGAAAACGGCUCAACCCUGAUUCACUGUCAACUGAAAAUCCCGCUCCCAAGCAGCAGCGAAUCACCAGUGAGGAGCGCAUGAAUGGGGAGGAGCCCGACAGAAGCUGUGCAUCAGUCAAAAACCAACAGCCGUCCCCACGCUCGCGCUCGCCACGAUCCACUCAAGUCUUCCUCGCAAAUCAAACCUUAGAAAUUCACAGACGCAUGCCUCCUCUUCUCCUCCCUUCACACCCCCCGUCUUCACUGAUAACUGAGGGCAAUGGGGGCAUGAGUGAGGGAGGGAUAACAUCAAAACUAGAAAGUGGUAAAGGAGGAGGGGGAUCGGAAAGAGGAAGUCCAAUUGAAAAGUACAUGCGUCCAUCCAAACCGUCUAGUUAUUCACCUCCUGGUUCGCCCAUAGAAAAAUACCAGUACCCUUUUUUCUCCUUACCGCUGCCUCUAACGCUCUCACCUGACAUGACCCACGAGUCAGACUGGCUCCGCUUCUGGACCAAAUAUAAGAUGGCAGCCUCCUCUGGGGUUCCUGGUGCAAUCAGUAGUCUCAGCAACCCUGGUAGCCUUGGAAACAACACUCAUUAUCUCAGUUCUGUGGUGUCUCCAGUACAGCAUCAUCAGCAAAGUUACACGGUGCCUUACUGUGCUUCCCCUUACUCUCCUCUCCCACCUCCUCCAGCUCCUCCUCACUAUCCUCCCCCUCCUCUUCAUUCCCAAACGUCCUCUUCAUCAUUAGAGAAUGAGGCUCCUUUGGACCUCGCAAUAAGACAUCGAGAUGCUCAUGUAAGCGAGGCGAACACGCACGUAUCAACAAAUGGCUCAGAAAGAAGAAAGCAAGAGUCACCACUCGCCGAGAGGACGCGAGAGAACUGGAAAGCAGAUGGAGAAGAAGAGGAGAGGAUGGAUGAAGGAGGGAAGCAGAUAGAGGAGAUAGGAAAGGAGGAAACGGCUCAUUUGCCAAAAAGUCCUUCAAGUGUCCCAUCAAGUCGUGCCACGGUGGAAGCAGCCACGCAGGAUGACCUGACAAAUCGCUGCAUCCACUGUGGGAUCUACUUCCUAGACGAGGUCAUGUAUGCGCUGCACAUGAGUUGCCAUAGCGACGGGGGACCUUACCAAUGCAGUUUUUGCCUGCACACGUGUGCAGACCGAUAUGAUUUCACCACACACAUACAGAGGGGCUUACACAGAUACACAGACAAAAUGCCACAACAGAGGCACGACGACGGCAAAAUCCAGAACGCCACGGCAACGUCAGACCACGAUGGCCUCAAUGCGAUGCCUGACGAAAAAGAUUGUGGGGACAGUAGUCAUAGCGUGACAGGUGAAAGCGAGGAUGUCCGAAGGGCUUGUCAUAACAACCAACAAAAAAAAACUGUGGGCAAUGGCGCCAAUGACAAUGCCAUCGAAUUCCAAAAGGAGGUAAGAGGAAAAGUCUGUGACACCACAAACCAGGAAUUAGGAGGCAAGACUAAGUUGGAUAAUAGCGAUGACAUUGCACAGGCCACAGAAAUUACAACUGUGGCUGCGUCUAAAAGGUUAGACGAGGACUCGGCGAGUAAUUAAUCCGAAGCAUUUGAUUCUCACAGAGUCAAGAAUGUGUUUGGUUGGAUGAAUAAGCUGUUUGCCUCCACGUUGCUGGGGGGUGGGGGGGCUAGCUCAUGUUGAAAUGAGCCUGUCUUGGGCACUAAAAGGAAAACAUCCUCAUGCUGGAAGCACACGGCUGUCAAAUCGUCAAAAAAAAAAUUAGAGAUUUUUACUGAACUACUGCAGAGACAGUUUGGAGAAACAGCCUGUAUCAUGUGUUGACUGACGGUCACUCGACAGCUCCGCGGCAAAUACUCAACAACCAAGUUCAGGCUGAAGUCGCCGCUAGUUAACAGCUUCUUUACAUGCUUUCUCAACAGGACUGGAAGCUCGGCUGAAAGUUGGAUUGGUCUGACUUCGUAAGACGCUUUUGAGGAACUCAGCACUUGCACAGAUGCAACCAAGCAAAAAAAAAGAAAAAAAAAAGCUAGCAGGGAAACACUUAAAUCGAACUGAGAUGGCGUAUUAUGCACCAUAAUAAUAAUGAGCUACACUGGGUCGGAGCAGGUCCAAACUAGUCUGGUACUUUAUUCAGACUGGAUUAUUUUGGUACAACCAGCUCUGAUCUAUUUUGAACUUUUUCAGGUCCACGGCAUGCUUUUGACCGUUUUCCAAAGGGAUCCACAACCAGAACUAAGAGAAUUAAUGUGCUAUGCUAUCAGCUCAGCUGGUGUUAUCCUGGUAAUAAAGGAUUUUUUUGUUUGUUUGUUUCCUCACUGGUGGCCUGUUACUUCUGAAACUGGCCACGUUUGUCUGCUGCAAUGUGGCCUAAAAUGGAAGUUGUGGCAUCAACAACAAAACAAAGGGGAUUGGUUUGUUUUGACCUGAACUUCAAUGAACUGCCCGAAACGUGGUCAAACCAGAUUAAUUCCAGACUGAAAUGGUCCAUCCUGCCUAUUUGGAUCAAACUAAGUGACUUUAUUUUUUACCUUCCUCUGUGCCAUGAUACAAGCUACGUGCCUGGCUGCCUGCCUAAUAAGAAAAACCAUCUAUUAACCUGCUUAACAUUUAUAUUAAUAAUAAUAAUAAUGAUGAUGAUGAUGAUGUUACCAUACGAAACAUGCAAUUUGUUAUACUUUCGUAAAUAUGUUAUUUUGUAAAGGCAAAUAAUGUUUUCUGCAGGUAAUGGUACUAUAGAAAUUUAGUCUGUUUUUGUUUUUUUAUUUCUUUGUUGUUGUUUGUGUUCCUGCGGCAACUUGUCGCAUUGGUAACGGCAUUCUGACAGAAACGGUUCAGCAAAGGACUCGGUUGUAAGUAUGUGUGCAUUUGUGUAUUUGCUUAUAUGUGUGUAAGCACGCGUGCAGGAUCAAAGUACACGUCAGUCCCCGAGAGAUGACGUUAAAAAAAAAAUGAAGGGUUGCGCUUGGUUACUCAGUCCUCAGGGGUCACACGUGAUGUACGACAAACCUGCCUGUUUCAGGACAUGAACGGGUUUUGCAUGUUACCUGAUGUUCUUACCUUCUCUUCUGUUUCUUGUUUUUGUUCAUGUGCUUAGAGAGCAACAUGUUUUUAGCGUGUUUUUAUAUGUUGCAUGGUUUUAGAGAGAGACUUAGGCCUGGAGAAAGAUAAACAGAUUUUAUGAAAAUGUAGAAUUACUUGGGUUACCUGUACAAAAGUUUAAACACCAUUCUCACUUUCACGGAUGUGCAUCGUGGAAGGUCAAUGUUUGAAACCUGGUUCAAACCUUGGAAAAUCUGAGUGUUUCCUGGAGGGUGCCUGCAGGGGCGCUACCACGGAUUUUGGGCCCCAUGAAAGGAAAUCUUGCUGGGCCACCUGCCAUAUUAUUUUGUCAGUAUUAUAAUUGUAUUAGAGGCCUCUAGCCCCCUGUCAAUCAUGGGCCCCUAGAAUCCUCCUUAUUCUCCCCUUUUCGGCACCCCUGGGUGCCUGUGAAGAACCGGGAUAUUCUGUCAUUAUGACGUGGUUUUAAUGUAGAGCAGGUAUCAUUGUGGGUUAGGAGCUGGUCUAUGCAGACCUGGGUUUGAACCCAGUUCAUGGUAUCUGUCUCUGUCCUUAGACAAGACAUUUAAUCCACAUAGUCUCAGUCCACCCAGCUAUAAAAAAAUUGGUAUUGGCCAACUGUCAUCUGCUUUAUGCGGAGAUGAUCAUGCACAGGGCCUGUAUAGGACUUGCUUGUUUUUUUGUUAUAUUGUGAACUUUGAUCUACUUUGGUAAUAGUCCGAUAGUUGUUUUAGCACACAUCACAUGAUAGACAUUCAACACGUUACACAUCCUCUACCGCUCGCCACUGCUCAUGCUGCGGCAGUCUCUCUCGGUUGGGUCGAGCCACUGUUAAGAUUUUUAAUAUUCUGUACACAUCCGUGCUCUGGCCUCAUCACCAAGAAGCGAUCACUACGCCUAAAGUAGUUCCACAACAAACAAAUAAAUGCACUGCAAAACAACACAUGACUUGCCGAUGUCGAAAUUUGACAAUAUUUUAAGUCACACGAAUGGCAAAAAUUUCAACUAAGUCAUGAUUAAUUACCCUCUCACUGAUGCAUGCGUGUGGCUUCGCGCAGUGUUGGAUGUCUUCUUGUUUACAUCCAGGAAACUUCGAAAGAAGUCCGGCAGCCUUCCCAGAAGCCCAUCUUGCAGCGAUGACUGCACAGCACAGUCAGUCAGAAGCUGCGGGCAGUGUGCACGUUACAUUGUUCAACCACGUCCUAGAUCACAUUCACGAGCUUUGCACGCUAAUUUAUCACGGUUAUAGGGCAUGACUUUUCAAGGCGCACAUCUAUGAAAGUGAGAAUGGGGAUUUUUAUUCAGCUUAGCUCACAUUGCUUAUAAAUUUAGUUCCAUCUACCCUGCAUGCUAGCAUGUUACAGAAUCAAACUGUUAUAGUGUCACAGUGCAAAAACCCCUUGGCUAAAUGCAUCCUGUAAUUAAAUUAACUUACUUGUAUGACAUUUCUACUUCAUAGUAACUUUACAGUUCUUGAGUCAAUCUGUAAAAAAUCCAGCAAGCAGGAGAUUUUUUUUAAAUAACUAAGUCUCUCUUUAAACCAGAAUUUACAGUUUUCACAGUUUACUUGUUACCCAUGAGUGCCCUCGUGUAGAAUUAAUGUACUGUAUGUCCAUCCUUGCUUCUGCUCAAAGAAAUUGCAGUUCAGUUCAAUCACCAGAGGAUGGUGCAGUAGCUUCUGAAAUGCUUCAGAAGUUACUCUAAUAUGGCUCCCGUCACGAUACGGUCAAAACUACGAAAGCCCCUUAUUUGUUUUUAUUUUUUUUCCAAAACGGAACAAUGCUGUGGCCAUCUUUCUCCAUCCAUGCUGCCUUAGUUGCUAGAAAACAAAUAAAAAAAAGUAUUUAAAGGCUGAAUAGGCCAAAGGAAAAGCAAAGGCCAGACAGUUUUUUGUUUUUUUUUAAUAAAAGCUAUUUUUCUAUGCUUAUUCAAAAAAUAUGUACAAACAAAUAAUCCGCUUAGUGCCUGGAAACUUUUCUGGUUGACAUGUCACUCAUCAAUAGCAAUGAUUCAUCAAACCACUGCUCUCCACAGUAACUCCAUUACAAGCUCCUGCAUGUGCCGUUUUCCCUGCAAAACCAGCUGCAAUGCUAACUGCCAGUCACAAGUUUACUCUUCUUCUUUUUUCUUUUUCUGUUCUUUGCAUAUACACUACUUGAAAAUACAGUGACACAAGCCUGGUGAAAUCAAUCGGAGGUGCUUUCUUGAGGUUAAUACAAGAACAUUGUAUCCAAAAAAUUGUUUGAAAUGGGCACUGGGAUAGCAUUUCAUUUUUACAAACACUUUAUAAUACAGUAAUAACAGAUAUAUCAUAGCCUUUCACCAGAUAAAUCAGCUGGUUGCAGGUUAAUCAGCUCGUAUAUUUACCUGACAGUUUAAAUCAGUCGGGGCGAUGAUGGUCGUAUGCCGACGCUGAGCGGUCGAACAAGUGAGGUCACUGAACGCACCUCAAAGUGCAACCAGUAGAAUCAGUUGCCAUAACGAAACCCGCUUCAGACAUGCACUUCUUUUCCUCCACUUCACUCCAUGUGCUCCUCCACACUGUCUGACUCAAAGCAUUUCUAUAGCGCGUUCCUUCUGAAGCAGAAGCUUAAAGCACGUUACGAUGAUUCACACUCGCACAUCAAUGCAGGGUGCCCAUCUAUACACGGGGAGCAACUUGGGGGUUAAGAACCUCUAGUGACUUUCUGGUCUGAUGGGGAUUUGAACCAAGGAUCCUUUAGUCUCAAACCCACCACUUCAACCUGUAGACCAAGUCCUGUUAGCAGUGUUACUGUGUAGGAACAAGCAACAUUUCUGUCAAAGCACGACAGAUAACGGGCCCUAUUUUGACAAAUGGUCUAAAGUACAUAGUGCAAGUGCAUUUUGGGUGUGUCCAACUGCACUUUGCUGUUUAUACGGUACGUAAUCUGAGGACAAAGUGGGGCGCAGACCACAAAUGUUUUGUAUCUAGUCAAUUAGGCAUGCUUUGGGUGUGACAUGAAAUGAACCAGUCAGUGUGUUAUCUGUCAUUUUCUUUGUGACACAUUGCUGUUGAGACGGCAAACUCAGUGAGAGGUUUUUGCGGCAAAGAAACAACUGUGGGAGUGGGAGCAGAAGCCACCCACCGCACGCAGGUCUGUGAGGUGAAGUAUUUGAGGUGCUUUGUUCUCUCAACACCCACCAGAUCUCCAUCUCCCACAUAGUGCAGACCAAACCCCUCCCCCGCAACACCAACCCGUCUCCAGCGCACCUGGACAGAAAACAAGCUUAAAAAUAUGGCGCAAACCAGAGUUAUUGAAGUUUUGCACUUUUACAUUCACUUUCUUUUUUUACUUUUAUUUCAUUAUACAUUUUUGUUUUCAGUUAGAUCUACAAUGAUUAAUCAAUUGAUAUUACAUUAUCAACAACUGUUUUGUUAAUCAUUUAAUUGUUUUGGGGAUCUUUUUUAUGCCCAAACGCUCUGAUUUCAGCUUCUUCAGUGUGGGCACUUUCUGGUUUAUUUUACUAGUUUCUUUAUACUUUUCUGGCAUUAAACUGAAAACUGAAUAUGUCUCUAUUGUAGAAAAAAAAUAAGAUAUUUGAAUACAUCAUGUUCUGAAGAACAUUGGUCAGCUUUUUUCAGCUUUUUAAUAAAUUAUUUCUCAAUUCAUUGAUUAUGAAAAUAACCUGUUUUCAAUUCAGCUUUUGCUCUGUUAAAAAGGUGGACGAUGGGCCCAAAUUGCAUAUAAUAACAACAUUCAUAAACAUGCUCACAACAUCCUGACAAGCGUAGUAACAGGAAGAGCCUUACCCCAAAAUUAUUAAAUAAAAUGAUUCAAUUUUGCAGUCAACCAAUUGUAGAUGGCAAUAAUGAAUGUCCUUUGUUCCUUUGAAAAUAGCUGCAGUCAUUAAUAAUGCUUCAGAGCCAUAGAGGAAGUUGCACGUCCUUUAAAGUUAUAUAAUUCCUCUGAAUGUGUGAAAUCUUUUUGGUGUGAUUUGUAUUAUGAAUGCAAAGACACAGUCUGACCCACCUCGCCCUCUCCUGUCAGCACUUUGACACCUUACGGCUCCAAGUGACUCCAUGACAUCUUUUCAGUGACGUCCAUUCUAACUCCUUUAAUUUCCCGAUAAGUUUCCAACCUAUAAGGACUUUUUUCUUCUUCCUCUUCUUGUUGUUUGAACAGUACAAACCUACUUUCGAUUAUGUGUGUUCUUGAUCAUCUUGCUUAAGUUGUUUUUUUGUUGUUGUUUGUUUGGUUUUUUUGUUUUUACAGGCAUCUCUCACGGGGCUGCUAGCAACUGUUUACAUUUGCAAAUGUAGCAAAAAAAGCAAAGGAAUGAAGCAAUGUUUUUUUAAAUGACAGAACAAAAGGAAGGUUGGAGGAAAUGAUGGAUGAGUGCUUUUGAAGAAAACACGGAGACCAGUACAUCGUGUGUUUCACUUCUUUGUGUGUGUGUGUGUGUGUGUGUGUGUGUGUGUGUGUGUGUGUCACUUUCCUGCCUUGUUUUGAUAGCAGUAAUAUUGUAGUAAUGUUUAAUUUGUCAGCGGGGUUUACGCGGGACCUGGCAGGGACCCCUGUCUCCUGAUUUUGCCUUUCUCACCUACUUGAAACAGGGCUCGAGAUUUGCAGAAGAAUGCUACAGAGCAGCAGAUUUUAACUCAAAGAGCAAUGUAUUGAUUCAGGGGGACGCAAAAUUCAAGGUAUAGUCAAUUUAUUUUCCGCGGGGGCCGAUACUUGAUAAGCUUUCGGUAUCCCUCAGCAGUCCCCCGGUAAAUAUUGCAAAGAUUUUAAUUGAAUUUCCAGGAAGGAGAAGGGGAGCACAAGUGAUGAGCUUGUUUUUGUUCUGGGUUUAUUCAUGCUGAUGAACUGCAAGGAGACAGAUUCCGAUGUCAAAAGUUUGCAGCCGUUACAUUAGCUUCUGAGGAAAAUCUUUCCCCUGCACUUACUGAGUUGAACGUAAGGAAAACAACCUUGAGAAUGAAGAACAUAGUUUAUAAAAUAUAUAUGAAUACUGAUAGGAGAAACAGGAAAAAAAAGUUUAAAAAAGAAUUUUUCUCUCAUCUUGUCCUAGCCUCUUGGGAGACCUUUUUUUUUUUUACUGUCACGAUAGACAUCAAGCAGAUCCGAUCAGAAAGCCGGACGCUGCAGAUGCAUGAUUAAUAAUAUGUUUUAGGUAUGAUGGCAUUUCAUAACAGAGUUUACAUUGGGGGGAGGGGGUUCUUAACGUGUUUCAUUUGUUCUCUAUGUCCGAAUGUGUUAUAGAAAAUGAUGCUGUUCCUUGCACUCCGAUUGUUUUGUUCUUAUUGCCAACGAAGGGACAGUGCAGAUGUGCACACAUGGGCGGGUACACGAUGAGAUGUACAGUAUUAUCACACAGCAGACAAGGGAGCUAACGGCUAGUUUACUAUUGGCCACACUCACACAUGCACAUUGUACAUGCAUGCACACAUGCCAUCAACUGUGUACAUUUAAUCAACAUAUUUUAGUAGAAUUUGUUUCUAUUCAGUUGAACAGCUUUUAUAGGACAAAAAAACAAUGGGAUUUUUUUGUUUGUUUUUAUUAGUUUAUUUUCUCAUGUUGUAUUGUAUUCUGCUACCUUUCUGUACGUUAUUGUUUUUAGGGUUUAUUCCAUGCAAAAAUUAUAUUUCAACAACAUAUUUUGACAGCCAAGAAAAGUUUGUUACACAGCUAAACUUGAAGAAUAAUGUUGAUGAUGAUGAUGAAUAAUGAUUAAUAAAAGUAAUAACAAACAUGCUA
Molecule: messenger RNA, 11886 nt
Organism: Thalassophryne amazonica
Lineage: Eukaryota; Metazoa; Chordata; Actinopteri; Batrachoidiformes; Batrachoididae
Product: zinc finger transcription factor Trps1-like
Biological process (GO): regulation of transcription by RNA polymerase II
Cellular component (GO): nucleus
Molecular function (GO): zinc ion binding; RNA polymerase II transcription regulatory region sequence-specific DNA binding; DNA-binding transcription factor activity
Source: RefSeq, a predicted model, not a curated record